Molecule: messenger RNA, 2550 nt
Organism: Lemur catta (Ring-tailed lemur)
Lineage: Eukaryota; Metazoa; Chordata; Mammalia; Primates; Lemuridae
Gene: BARD1
Product: BRCA1 associated RING domain 1
Exons: 11
Coding region: 128-2440 (770 amino acids)
Molecular function (GO): protein binding
Source: RefSeq, a predicted model, not a curated record
GCCGUCCCUCCAGAGACGCGGGAACCGCUGGGUAGGGGUCGUCUCGCUGGCCUGCUGCGUCUUCGUGGUUGUCCGAGUUCUCCCGGCCUCCCGCUCUUCGAGAAGUCUUUCCCGCGACGGCGGGGCGAUGCCGGGAAACCGGCAGCCGAGGGUCCGCUCCGGGAACGAGCCUCGUCCCGCGCCCGCCAUGGAGCCCGCGGGUCGCGGGGCCUGGGCCCACAGCCGCGCCGCGCUCGGCCGCCUGGAGAAGCUGCUGCGCUGCUCGCGUUGCGCUAAUAUUCUGAGGGAUCCUGUGUGCUUAGGAGGAUGUGAACACAUCUUUUGUAGUGAUUGUGUAAGUGACUGCAUUGGAACCAGAUGUCCAGUGUGUCAUACCCCAGCCUGGAUACAAGAUGUGAAGAUAAAUAGACAACUGGACAGCAUGAUCCAACUUUGUAGUAAGCUUCGAAAUUUGCUACAUGACAGGAAACAUUCAGAUUUGAAAGAAGAUACAUCUAGGAAAAGUUUAUUUAAUGAUGCAGAAAAUAAGAAGAAUUCAAUAAAAAUGUGGUUUAGUCCUCGAAGUAAGAAGGUCCGAUAUGUUGUAAGUAAAAUUUCAGUGCAAACUCAGCCUCAAGUGAUGAAAGAUGUAAAUGCUCAGCAAGCCUCAAUGUAUGAAUUUGUUUCCGCAACUCCUCCUGUAGCUGUUUCUGAGAGGGCUAAAAAGACUUCUAAAAGAUCUGAGAAAGAACGAAAAAAGAAAACUGUAGCUGAAAUCAACCAAAAAUGGAAUUUAGAAGCAAUAAAAGAAGAUGGUGAACUUGACUCCAAAGAGGAGUUUAAGGAAAAGCUGGUGUCCUGUCGCCCACCCUCCGUUAUUGCUAGUCACCAUAGGGUAAAUGGUGAAAUAGACUUACUAGCAAGUGGCUCCGUGACAGAGUCUCAAUGUCUUGGAAAUUUAACCGAAGUCUCUUUACCAUUGGCUGAGCAAAUAGAGUCUCCAGACACUGAGAGUAGGAAUGAAGUAGGGACUCCUGAGGAGAAGGUCUGUGAAAAUUAUCUUACACCUAAGAAAUCUUUGCCAUUAGGUCAUAAUGGAAAACGUGGGUGUCGCAACAGACUUUCCAGUCCCGUUUCUAAGAGAUGUAGAAGCCACAUUCCGAGCACCAGUCGAGAUUUUGUUAAGCAAACUGUGCUCUUAGAAGACAAACCGUCAAGCAAACGUAAAGUUGGUGAUACACUGAGGAGGAAAAACAGAACUAUAUUAGAUGAAUCCAUCACUAGCCUUUCACCAGGUACCCCACCCUCUACAUUGAAUACUUCAAGUUACAGAAGAAUGAUGUCUAGUUCCUCAGCAAUGAAGCUGUUGCCCAGUAACCUCAUGGCUGCGAAGAGAAAUCAUAGAGGAGAGACUUUGCUGCAUAUUGCUUCUAUUAAGGGCGACAUACCUUCUGUUGAAUACCUUUUACAAAAUGGAAGUGACCCAAAUGUCAAAGACCAUGCUGGAUGGACACCAUUGCAUGAAGCCUGCAAUCAUGGGCACCUGAAGGUAGUGGAACUGUUGCUCCAGCAUAAAGCAUUAGUAAACUCCACCGGGUAUCAGAACGACUCACCGCUUCAUGAUGCGGCUAAGAAUGGGCAUGUGGAUAUAGUCAAACUGUUACUUUCCUAUGGAGCCUCCAGGAAUGCUGUUAACAUAUUUGGUCUUCGGCCUGUGGAUUAUACAGACAAUGAAAAUAUGAAGUCCCUAUUGCUGUUACCAGAGAAGAAUGAAUCAUCCCCAACAAGCCCUUGCUUGGUGAAGAACACUGGGCAGCGCAGAGAUCGACCUCUUGUGCUUAUAGGCAGUGGGCUUUCUUCAGAACAACAGAACAUGCUCAGUGAGCUUGCUGUAAUUCUUAAGGCUAAAAAGUGUGCUGAGUUUGACAGUACAGUAACUCAUGUUAUUGUUCCUGGUGAUGAAGUUCAAAGUACCCUGAAGUGUAUGCUUGGGAUUCUCAGUGGAUGCUGGAUCAUGAAAUUUGAAUGGGUGAAAGUAUGUCUAAAAAGAAAAGUAUGUGCACAGGAAGAAAAGUAUGAAAUUCCCGAAGGUCCGCAGAGAAGCAGGCUCAACAGAGAACAGCUGUUGCCAAGACUAUUUGAUGGAUGCUACUUCUAUUUUGGGGGAACCUUCAUACACCACCCAAAGGACAGUCUUAUUAAGCUUGUCACUGCAGCGGGGGGCCAGGUCCUCAGUAGAAAGCCCAAGCCAGACAGCGAUGUGACUCAGACCAUCAAUACAAUUGCGUACCAUGCCAGACCUGAUUCUGAUCAGUGCUUCUGCACACAGUAUAUCAUCUAUGAGGAUUUAUCUAAUUAUCACCCAGAGAGGGUUCGGCAGGGCAAAGUCUGGAUGGCUCCUUCAAGCUGGAUUAUAGACUGUGUGAUGUCCUUUGAAUUGCUCCCUCUUGACAGCAGAUGAAUAUUUCAAAUUGAACUUGCACAGUCUGUGAGAACCCAGCCAUUGUGCUGUUUUUGAUCAUUCACAUUUUUACAAAUAGGUAGAGUUAUUUAUAUUUUUUUUCUUUCAAU